AUGCCUACCAUCAGCGUGGACAAAGUUGAGCUCUACAAGGCAUUGGGGCAGGAAUAUACCACCGAGGAAUUCGAGACAUUAUGCUUCGAUUUUGGAAUUGAGUUGGACGAGGAUACGUCAAAUACAGAACGCCCAAUCAUCAAUGGCAAGCAGGAGCCCGCACAACUCAAAAUCGAGAUCCCCGCCAACAGAUAUGACAUGCUGUGCUUUGAAGGCAUAGCUCUCAUGCUAAACAUCUUCCGGGAAAAGACGCCGCUGCCAAAUUAUAUACUGGUCACACCCGAGAGUGGGAAGUUGGAAACGAUCACAGUACAUCCUGAUACGCUGAAAGUACGGCCAUAUGUUGCUGGGGCUAUCUUGCGGAAUAUCAAGUUCACUAAAGAGAGCUAUGAAUCCUUCAUUUCAUUGCAAGAUAAAUUACAUCAAAAUCUGGCGAGAGGACGUACUUUGGUUGCUAUUGGAACACAUGAUUUGGAUACAAUCAAGGGACCGUUCACCUAUGAGGCAUUACCACCAAAGGACAUCAAGUUCAAACCCCUGAACCAGACCAAAGAGAUGACCGGAGAAGAGAUGAUGACUUUCUACGAAAAGGACAAGCACUUGGGCAAAUAUCUACACAUCAUCAAAGACAAGCCAGUAUAUCCCGUCAUUCUGGACUCCCAACGGACAGUUUGCUCAAUGCCCCCCAUCAUCAAUAGCGACCACUCCAAGAUCACCCUCAACACCCGCAAUGUCUUUAUCGAUAUCACCGCCACCGACCGCACAAAGCUCGAGAUAGUCAACAACAUAAUCGUAGCCAUGUUCUCCCAAUACUGCGACUCACCCUUCACCAUUGAGCCCGUCGAAAUAAUCUCACCCCACAACUCCUUGUCACGCACCGUCCCCGACAUUUCCCCCCGGAAAGCUUUCGCAGAAGUAGACUACAUAAACGCCUGUUGCGGCCUCACCCUCGCGCCCGAAAAGAUCUGCUCCCUCCUAACCAAAAUGUGCUACUCGGCCACCCCCUCUUCCACUGACGCAAAUCUAAUCGAGGUCCUCGUCCCCCCCACAAGAGCAGACGUGCUCCACCAAUGCGACAUCAUGGAAGACGUAGCCAUCGCCUACGGCUUCAACAACCUCCCCCGCACCGCCCCCUCAAAAGCCUCCACCAUCGCCCAACCCCUCAUGGUCAACAAGCUCGGCGACAUCGUGCGCAUGGAAGCCGCCAUGGCCGGCUGGUCCGAAGUCAUGCCCCUAAUCCUCUGCUCCCAUGACGAGAACUUCGCCUGGCUGAACCGCAAAGACGACGGCAGCACCGCCGUGCGCCUCGCGAAUCCCAAAACCGCCGAAUACCAAAUCGUGCGCACGAGCCUACUGCCCGGUCUCCUCAAGACUAUCCGCGAGAAUAAGAAACACAGCGUCCCCAUAAAAGUCUUCGAGGUCUCCGACGUAGCCUUCAAAGACCUCUCCCUAGAACGCAAGUCGAGAAACGAGCGCCAUUUUGCCGCAGCUUUCUACUCCAAAACCUCAGGCUUCGAAAUCGUGCACGGACUGCUCGAUCGCGUGCUCCUGAUGUUGAAGACGGCCUUCUUGACGCACGAGGAGGGUUUGAACUCGAAGGGCGCCGACAAGCUUGACUUCGAGGUGAGGCAGGAUCACGAGAAGGGCGAUGGGUAUUGGAUUGAAGAGAUUGAUGAAGAGACCUUCUUCCCGGGACACGCGGCUGCUAUCUGGCUUAGACUGGGCGGCAAGGCGGUCCGUAUUGGGGAGUUUGGCAUUUUGCAUCCCAGUGUGUUGGAGAAGUUUGAGCUGAGGUUUGUUCCAUCUCCUAUUUCCCCAAGUAUCCUUUGCCUCCCGUCAAAUGCCUUAUUCUAA
This is a messenger RNA of Lachnellula hyalina, 1854 nucleotides long. RefSeq names its product Phenylalanine--tRNA ligase beta subunit (gene frs1). Gene Ontology annotation, molecular function: phenylalanine-tRNA ligase activity; magnesium ion binding; RNA binding. The transcript has 2 exons. Gene Ontology annotation, biological process: phenylalanyl-tRNA aminoacylation. Gene Ontology annotation, cellular component: phenylalanine-tRNA ligase complex; cytoplasm. NCBI's taxonomy places the organism in Eukaryota, Fungi, Ascomycota, Leotiomycetes, Helotiales, Lachnaceae. The coding region runs from base 1 to 1854 and encodes 617 amino acids. The record is from RefSeq and is a predicted model, not a curated record.